UGACGUAUCCGACGCCGACGCUAACGGUAUUAUCUAAACAUAGAAACCGCUCCAAUGCAGCGCGCGAUUACCUUAUUCCUUAAAUUAUUCCCUUAGAAACGGGAGUUGUUAGUGUUAAUUUUGGUUUAUUGUACAUUUCGUCAGAGGAAAUAAUGGCUUACAGUUGGGAUAGCAGAAUCAAUUUCGUCGUCAAGUAUCUUUAUGAUGUGGACUGUAACGGAUACUUGGACGAAAGGGACUUCGCCUGUCUGGCGUUGAGGGCGACCAUUGUCGAGGGCAAAGGCGAAUUCAGUUUCUCCCGGCUGCAGGAACAUCAGCACAUCAUGCUUAAUUUAUGGGAAGAAAUGGCCGAGCUUGCCGAUUUUAACAAAGACCUGUUGCAGGACGGAAAGAUCACGGUGGAGGAGUUCAAGCGGGCGGUACAGCAAUGCUGCGUCGGAAGAAGCUAUGAGGACUUUCCGCAGGCGAUGAAGAUGUUUAUAGACUCCAAUUUUAAAAUGGUCGACAUGAACGACGAUGGUAUCAUCGCGGCGGAUGAGUAUAGGUACAACUGCGUCACAAAAUUCGCAAUUGACGACAUUGAAGCCGUCGACGAGGCUUUCGAUAAUUUACUAAGUGACGAUGAUCGUAGAAGAGGUGGCCUGACGUUGUCACGUUACCAAGAGCUCUACGCCCAGUUUUUAGGAAAUCCAGAUGAAGAAUGCCCCGCAGUUUAUCUAUUUGGUCCUCUUUCGGAUAUUCCCAUAAAUUACGAAUAGUUUUUAAUUCGACCACUCACAAUGAUUGUUUAUUCCAUCCAUGUCUUAUCUACUUAUUUCUAUGUGUAAUAUUAAGUUACUAUAUUUAAGCCAAAUUUAUUGAUAUGUUAUCGACUAGACAAUAAUUAAUUCUGUAGAAAUGAUUUUAUUAAACUCUUUUUUUGGUACCUA
Molecule: messenger RNA, 929 nt
Organism: Photinus pyralis (common eastern firefly)
Lineage: Eukaryota; Metazoa; Arthropoda; Insecta; Coleoptera; Lampyridae
Gene: Scp1
Product: sarcoplasmic calcium-binding protein 1
Exons: 4
Coding region: 153-758 (201 amino acids)
Molecular function (GO): calcium ion binding
Source: RefSeq, a predicted model, not a curated record